Messenger RNA from Caenorhabditis briggsae, 1251 nucleotides. The record is from RefSeq and is a predicted model, not a curated record. Gene Ontology annotation, biological process: biosynthetic process. Gene Ontology annotation, cellular component: cytoplasm. Bases 1 to 1251 code for a protein of 416 amino acids. NCBI's taxonomy places the organism in Eukaryota, Metazoa, Nematoda, Chromadorea, Rhabditida, Rhabditidae. The transcript is spliced from 6 exons. Gene Ontology annotation, molecular function: transferase activity.
AUGUCCUUCAAAGCGGUCGUUCUAGUCGGAGGCCCACAAAAAGGUACUCGUUUCCGUCCACUCUCUCUUCAACUGCCUAAACCACUUUUCCCAAUUGCUGGAGUUCCUUUAAUUGAACAUCAUAUCGAUCAACUUUGCCAGGUAGGUAGGCUUUUUGAAAUAUUGCUUCAAAAACCUAUAUUUCAGUUAUCUGGAUUGUCUGAAAUCCUAUUGCUCGGUUUCUUCCCCACUGAUCUCUUCACUGAAUUCAUCGAUCGUUGCCAGAAAACCUACCGCGUCAGCAUAAAAUAUCUCGAAGAACCCAAUCCACUCGGAACUGCUGGAGGUCUCGUUUCAUUCAAAAACACAAUACUCUCCGGCGAUCCGGAUGCGGUUUUCGUCAUCAAUGCUGAUGUGUGCGGGGACCUGCCUAUCGAAGAUAUGGGUGCAAAAAUUGAUUCAAUUUCUGGAUCCAGUAUGCUGAUGCUCACUACAGAAGCAACUCGUCAACAAUCAAUCAACUUCGGAUCGGUCGUCACAGACUCCAACGGAAAAGUUGUACAUUAUGUAGAUAAACCAACUACUUUUGUGUCUACCAAUAUUUCUUGCGGAGUGUAUCUGAUGAAAACUGAGGUCAUCCGACAACUCGAUCUUCCACUCAACGGAGAUGGAAUCUGGUUGGAAACAGACGUACUUCCACAGCUUGCUGCUUCCGGAAAUCUGUAUGCUCUUCACACAACCAGAUGGUGGAGCCAAACAAAAACCGCAGCUGCCGUUCUGUAUGCGAACCGUCACUAUCUUCGUCUCUAUAAAAAGCGCUAUGCGGCUCGACUUUGCAAAAAUGGGGCUCAAAUUAUUGGAGAUGUUUUUAUUGAUCCAAGUGCUAAAGUACAUCCAACAGCAAAGAUCGGGCCGAAUGUGAGCAUUGGUCCGAAUUCAGUUAUUGGAAAAGGAGUACGCAUCAAGGAGUCGAUCAUUCUCCCAGAAGCUGUGAUUGAGGAGAAUGCGUGUGUCUUGCAAUCUGUUAUUGGAUGGCGUUCAGUCGUAGGUGUGUGGGCACGGAUUGAAGGAAUCCCUCUCGAGCCGAACCCUAACCUUCCGUUCGCUAAGAUGGACAACAAACCACUUUUCCUUCCGGACGGCCGUCUCACUCCAUCUCUAACAAUUCUUGGAUCUGAUGUCUCCGUUGCUCCAGAAACUAUAAUCUUAAACUGCGUCGUUUUGCCGUACAAGGAGUUGACAUGUAGCUACAAAAACCAAAUUAUUCUUUAA